Vitrella brassicaformis is the source of this 1087-nucleotide messenger RNA. NCBI's taxonomy places the organism in Eukaryota, Vitrellaceae. The record is from the annotation of a GenBank genome assembly.
UAUUAUUGGUGGAUAAUGUCAGUCCAUGAGCGAGUGGCAGGUAGUCCAAUUGACAGAAAUGGGUGGAACUAGGUCAGUCACGUUUGAACACGUGCAGCCAGCCAGCAAUGAGCAGCCAUCAUGACAUCUCCACUAAAGACUGACUAGAGACAAAAAGCCCUCACAGGAUGGCCACAAGGAACCUCCCUCACGCAGGCAAAGCGGACGCACUAGCAGGCAGUGCUCACAGGAUGGCCACAAGCCUGAGCUCGAUGUAAGCCUCCUCUCCAGUGGCACACACUCUGGCUGGCAGGAUGUAUCGCCGCACCUCACCCACGCGCAUGUCAGUGAAGACCUGCUGCCACCACUCAGGUUCAUCAGACACACGACCCUUCAUCCCACGGUACUCGUCUUUCUUGUCUUGUCCGUCGAAGUCGUCAGCCCACCAGAUGUAGUCGACCUUGACCCGCUGGUCACGUGUCGGUUUGGGUCCACUUCCCGGCCGCACCACUUGAUAAAACACACCCGAUGGCGACCGAACGAACACAUCAGCAGGUCCCUGGCCGACAGCUGCUGGCUGGGAGACCUCCUGACGGCAGACGGCAGCACCCAUCAUGGCCACGAGGAUGCCCACACACACGAGUGCCACCAGCCACCAACGUCCCUUCAGCCAUCCCCAUGGCGACACACUCGAGGGGACACCGCCCACACUGAUCGAUAAGGGAAACGAACGAACUGACGAUGGGGGGGUGGAUACUUGGAGUGGUGUUCACUACUCACCUGGUGUGGGCUGCGGCCUGGGCUGUGGCGCCAAUGUCGGUCUUGACAAUGCCGUACAUGGCGGCAUUGACGUCGAAGGCGGCCUGCUCUAUCGUGCUUGUCAUCUUGAGAGGAGCCACGAUGUCUUUGGUCGACGCACCGAGCCGCUUUCUGCGGUAGUGAUCGACCAUACGGCCGAUGUGGUCGGGCUGCAUCACCUCAACUGCACGUGUCCGCGACCACCUACACCCACGACGAGACGGCGAACGACAUAUGCGUGUGUGCGUAUCUAUGUGGCUGCGUGUCGUUCUUACAGAUCGAGUCGAUGGCGGAGGGUGAUAUCGCCCAU